This is a messenger RNA of Plasmodium gonderi, 2505 nucleotides long. RefSeq names its product flavodoxin domain containing protein. The transcript has a single exon. Gene Ontology annotation, molecular function: oxidoreductase activity; FMN binding; flavin adenine dinucleotide binding. The record is from RefSeq and is a predicted model, not a curated record. The coding region runs from base 1 to 2505 and encodes 834 amino acids. Lineage: Eukaryota; Apicomplexa; Aconoidasida; Haemosporida; Plasmodiidae. Gene Ontology annotation, cellular component: cytosol.
AUGGAAGAAAUAGAAAAGAAAAAAAAUAUUCUGCUACUUUAUGGUUCACAAUAUGGCACUGCAUACGAUUGCUGUCGAAAUAUUUUAUAUGAAUUGUACCGAAAUUUUAACAUUGAUUUCUUUUGUAUGAAUGAUAUAAAUAUAAUGAACCUUUAUAGAUACGAAAAUGUUAUUAUUAUUGUAAGCACAACAGGGUAUGGUUCUUAUACACAGAAUAUGUCCAAGUUUUGGCUUGCUUUGCAUAAAGCUAAUAUGAGAUUUUAUGAAAAUAUAUAUUUCCAUUUAUUCGGAUUGGGUGAUAGCGCAUAUGAUAAUUACAACAUAGUAGCAAAGAAAUUAAAAAAAAAAUUAAAAUCGUUAAAUGCAAAUAUUGUUAAUUACCAUUUAGGAAAUUAUCAGCAUCCAUCUAUGCAUUUUUCAAAUUUUCAAAUAUGGAAAAAUAAUGUUUAUCAAUUCUUGAUGAACAAAUAUUCUUAUUUUGAAUUAAAUGAAGAUAUACCGGACUUGUACACCAUAAGGAACAUUUGUCAACAUCCCGAAAAAAAUACCAAUAACACACAAGAAAAAAAAAAUAUAUAUAGCCACAUUCAAGGAGAAGUUAAUAAUCCUACUUAUGAAAAAGAGAAUAUAUGUGGGGUGUAUUAUCCCACUGUUGCAUCAAACAUAUGCACGGCAGUGAAAGAACAAUCUAAAACAGUUUUUCCCAAAGAAGAAGAAGAAGAAGAAAAUGAAGUAGACAUGAACAGCGGGUUAUUAUGUACGAAAAGUGCUCGAAGUACUCCUAUACGAGUUUACAGUAUCUCUGAGAAUAAUGAGGUUUUUUCUCCGGAUGAAUAUUUUUGCAAUCAUUUAAAACUAUGUAAAUUUGAAAUUCUGAAAAAUGAGAGGUGCACAGAUGAAUCCUAUUAUCAAGAUGUGAGAUUUAUCAAUCUGGUGACACCUCCUUGUUUAUCCUUUAACGUAAGCAGUUUACUAAAUGUUCAUCCAUUUUUAAACGAACAUAAAACGAGAGAUAUACUAAAGGUGUUAAAAAUUAAUUAUGAUGAAUAUGUGGUUAUUCAGAAUAACUAUAUAAAUAGUAGAAGAAGCAUGAACGAUGUUAUUCCAUUUAAUAAAAAGAUCAAAAUAUUGCAUUUGUUUAUGUACUUUCUAGAUUUAAGCAAAUUAGUCACACCUUUCUUUUUUGCAUUUCUUAGCAAAAGAACUAAGAGCGAUAUUCACAAAAAGAAAUUUUUACAGUUAGCUGAUACGAACCAAAUUUCAGAUUAUUUUUCAUACAUUUAUCAAGACAAAAGAUCAUACUAUGAUAUAUUCUUUGAUUUUUACAACUAUAUAAAUAUUGAUGUACCCUUUCUUAUUAACACUCUUCCAAAUAUACAAGAAAGAUCAUAUUCUAUAAUGAAUCCCAAAGGACAUUAUAAUUUUUUAAAAAAGAAUUUUAACCCAUACCAAUUGUACUUUGAUACUGUGAAUCCAUAUUUUUCAUCUCUUCUUCGAAUUUUAAAAAUGAAUUUUUACAUAAAAAGGAAUAGAGGAGAAAAUAUUUUAUCUCGAUACACAAGGGAGAUGUUAACAAAUCGUACAUUAAAAUAUCAAAACUUUAUUAGGAGUAAAUUAGCAUGUAGUAUGAAUAACAUAAUAGAAUUAUUAGUAUGUCUAUACGAGGUAGAAAUAAAUAGAAAUAAAAAAAUCGUAGGUCUUUGUUCGGAUUAUUUAAUCAAUUCAAAAGAAGGAUCAUUUAUUUAUGGUCAAAUACAAGAUAGCCUCAUAUGGAUAAAUAAAAAUAUACUUAAUUUAAAUUAUCGAAUUGUUUAUAUUUCCACGGGUUCAUCUUUUAGUAGCUUCAUGGGAAUCAUCAAAUAUCGACAUUCAUUACACACAAAAAACAGACUUACACAGAUGCGCACGAAAAAGGGGAAACCAAAAAAAAGGGAAUCGGGAAGGAUCGUUAACUCUUUGUUAAAAGAUUUUAUCUUUCUAGGACUUCGCAACAAAACACACGACUUUUAUUUUCAAAAUUUGCUAAGUAGCUUUGUUUAUUUUAAUUACAUAUUUGUGGCUUUUUCGAGACAAGAGGAUGAUAACUUUUUCUUCUUUAACAUGGAUGCAGAGUUAAAUCGUGGUGAUGUUGAUGCUGGUGUUGAUGCUGGUGUUGAUGCUGGUGCUGAUGCUGAUUCUGAUGGUUCUUGCACCCCUGCACUGAGUUCAAAUGGCCACCUUCACAUCAAGUAUGAACACAUAAAACAGCUUUUAAAAGAAAAGAAGAAAAAAAUUUACGUAACUGACAUAGUUCUGGCUAUGCAAAAUUGCAUAUACGAACUUAUAACACAACCAAAUACCAUAUUUUUGGUGUCGGGGAAAUCACGCCCAUUUUCUCAAAACCUAAUUAAGGUCUUUGCUAACAUCAUCAAGAAUAAGGAAGAGCACAGAACAAUGGAGGAUAUAAAUUCCUUUUUAAAAAAAAAGCUAGACGAUUUUUCUAUUAUAGUCGAAUCAUGGUAUUAA